Molecule: messenger RNA, 1116 nt
Organism: Protomyces lactucae-debilis
Lineage: Eukaryota; Fungi; Ascomycota; Taphrinomycetes; Taphrinales; Protomycetaceae
Product: aspartic peptidase domain-containing protein
Exons: 1
Biological process (GO): proteolysis
Molecular function (GO): aspartic-type endopeptidase activity
Source: RefSeq, a predicted model, not a curated record
CGCUCGAGCUCAUCCUCAAGCUCUAGCUCUUCUUCCUCGAAAACAAGCUCGAGCUCUACAUCCACGAGGGCCUCAUCCACUUCGUCAUCUUUGAGCGUGCCAUCGAUGCUCUCACUUUAUGCAAAGAACAUCAUGCUCGACUCUGAGUUCCUCUCGGAUAUCGCGAUUGGUAGCAACAACGACGUGGUCAGUGUCAUCAUGGAUACUGGUUCGGCUGACUUGUGGAUGUUUUCGACAGAGUGCCAGACGUGCCAGACGACCAGCCCACACAAGUACUAUCGUCCACGAGACUCGACCACAUUUUACAACUCCUCGACUACCUUUGAGCUUCGCUAUGGCGAUGGCUCGUAUACUGCAGGUACAGUCGGUUCCGAUACUGUCACUGUAGCUGGUGCUCCCAUUCAGGGUCAGUCUAUCGACGUUCCCUGGCACAUCUCGGCAAAUCUGCUCAGCAACGCCAUGGACGGCAUCAUGGGUCUUGGCUUCCCGAGCCUGUCCCAAAUCAGAAUGCCGACGCCAUUGUCCAACAUGCUCACACAAAAGAUUAUCCCAAAGGCUGUCUUGGGUCUGCAGUACAUCAAGACUCGUCAGUGGAGUUACGAGGGCGGUGGUGGCGCUUGGACUUUUGGUGGUUGGGACACGAGCGCAAUUGUCGGUGCUUUGACAUGGGUUGACAUUACUGAACCCGUUUACUGGAAGAUCAACUUGCCCAAGGUGAGGGUCGGUAGUGUCUAUGAGUAUGUUCCUACUCAGCAGGUCAUUGUUGAUUCCGGUACCACACUCAUUUUGCUCGACCCGACUUCGGUGGCCAACAUUCACAAGUACUUGCCUGGUGGACGACUGUCCGCUACAGAUGGAACUGGUCAUUGGCAAAUCUUUUGCAAUGCCACGUCUGACUACUAUACCGGAUCACGAAACGUCUACUUUUCGAUUGGUGGCAAAGACUGGGGCGUGCCUGCCAGAGAUUUGGCAUGGUACCCAGAGCAAGCUUACCCAGGAUACUGCUACUCACUCAUUCAACCUUGGGGCGAAUCCUUUGGCAUUCUUGGUGUGGCGUUCUUGAAGAAUGUCUAUGCCGUCUUUGAUCAAGACAGAGCCAAGUUUGGUCUAGGUACU